This is a messenger RNA of Candoia aspera, 2433 nucleotides long. RefSeq names its product vomeronasal type-2 receptor 26-like. Gene Ontology annotation, biological process: G protein-coupled receptor signaling pathway. Lineage: Eukaryota; Metazoa; Chordata; Lepidosauria; Squamata; Candoiidae. The transcript has 6 exons. The record is from RefSeq and is a predicted model, not a curated record. Gene Ontology annotation, molecular function: G protein-coupled receptor activity. The coding region runs from base 1 to 2433 and encodes 810 amino acids. Gene Ontology annotation, cellular component: plasma membrane.
AUGAACAACCGUAGCAUUAAAUACAAGUCUUACCAUUCAGGUGACCUCACCAUUGGUGGCAUUAUUUCUCUGAUCUAUAUGAUAUCUAAUCUGAUCACUUUCAAAACAAUUCCAUCUGAAGAACUUCUUGAUGAUCCCAUCUAUUUCAUGGCAAUGUGGACCUACCUUGCUUCUAUGGAGCUUCUUUCUUCGCAUGACAGAUUCAUUCCCAACUACAAAUGCAGCAUCCCCCAAAACUCUGUAGCUGUUAUUGCAGGACCCAAUUCUCAUAUCUCUCAAGUUAUGGCUGACAUCCUGAGCAUGUACAAGAUUCCACAGCUCACAUAUGGCUGUGCUCCAGUGAUUGAUAACAUGGUUCAUACAGCUUUUUUUCACCAGAUGUUUCCAAAUGAACAUCUUCAAAUUCUGGGGACCCUUGGGUUGCUGCUGCAUUUUAAGUGGACCUGGAUUGGGUUGAUUUGUCAAGGAAAUGAGAUUGGUGAAAGAUUUCUGCGGGAAGUGCUUAUCAUGUUUUCUGAAAGAGAAAUCUGCUUUGAUUACAUUGAAGAGCUUCUGCUAGAAGCUUUUUCAAAUGAGCUGGGAGAAAAAAUCAGUAAGGCUCUUAAAGUAUACGAAAUCAUUAUGAGAAGUACCUCCAGUGUUGUGAUUGUAUAUUGUGAAAACCAGGUCAUGAGUUUUUUCAGAAUGAUCUCAUCUGUUUCAGAAUAUUUUGACACAUCAGUUGAGAGAAAAGACAAAGUCUGGAUUUUUCCAGCACAGAUGGAAUACACUUCAAUUCCAUUUCAAAAAGACAGGAGUAUGGACUUCAUCCAUGGUGCUCUUUCUUUUGCAGUUUCAUCCAAGGAAUUAAUAGGAUUCAAUACAUUUCUUCAGAUGAGAAACAGUGUUCCAGAAAAGGAAGACAGUCUUUCAAGGGUCUUUUGGGAACAAGCCUUUGAAUGUUCUUUCUCAAAUUCCACUUUAAACCCAAAGUCGGAGAAAAGGUGCACCGGGGAAGAGAAGCUGGAGACUCUUCCAGAGUCUGUUUUUGAUCUGAGCAUGACUGGGCAAAGCUACAGUAUCUACAAUGCAGUCUAUGCUGUGGCACAUGCUCUGCAAGCCAUGCUUUCAUCUCACUCCAAACACAGAAAAGUGGCUGGUAGUGGGAAACAGAAGCUUCUGAAUCAUCAGGUGUGGCAGCUUCAUCACUACCUGAGAAAAGUCUCUUUUAACAACAGUGCUGGAGAAAAUAUUUUCUUUGAGAAUGGGAAGGUUGCAGCUGGCUUUGAUAUUAUCAACUGGGUCACUUUCCCAAACCAAUCCUUUCUUAGGAUCAAAGUUGGAAAAGUAAAUCCAUCGGCUGAACAAGAAAAGCUUCUCUCUCUAUCAGCAGAUAACAUUAUCUGGCCCAACCUUUUUAACCAGACACAACCUUUUUCUUUGUGCAAUGACCAUUGCUCCUUGGGUUAUAGCAAGAUCAAAAUAGAAGGGAAGCCAUUUUGCUGUUACAAAUGCCUUCCUUGCCCAGAAGGGAAAAUUGCUAACCAGACAGAUUUAGAUGACUGUUUUCCAUGUCCUGAAGAAAAAUAUCCUAACAAAGACCAGGCUCUGUGCAUUAAAAAACACACAACUUUCUUCUCUUACAAAGAACCCUUGGGAAUCACAUUGACCAGUGUCACUUUCUUCUUUUCUCUCAUCUCAGCUGUGGUGUUGGGGAUCUUCAUUAAACACCAGGACACUCCCAUCAUCAAAGCCAACAAUAGGAACCUCACCUACAUUCUCCUCAUGGCUCUCCUCCUCUCCUUCCUUUGCACUUUGCUCUUCAUUGGCCAACCCGACCAAGUAAAAUGUCUCUUGCAACAAACUUCUUUUGGCAUCAUCUUCUCUGUAGCCCUUUCCUGUAUAUUGGGGAAAACAACCAUUGUGGUUCUGGCUUUCAUGGCCACCAAGCCAGGCUCGAACAUGAGGAAGUGGGUGGGGAAAAGUCUGGCCAACACUAUUGUUCUGUCUUGCUCCCUGGUGCAAAUCACCAUUUGUAGUGUGUGGCUGGCAAUUUCUCCCCCAUUCCCGGAUGUUGACAUGCACUCAGUGUCUGAAGAAAUUGUCCUGGAAUGUAAUGAAGGUUCAGCCAUCAUGUUUUAUACUGUCCUUGGCUUUAUGGGGUUCUUGACUGCUAUCAGCUUCACUAUGGCCUUUCUGUCUAGAAGGCUACCAGAUAGCUUUAAUGAAGCCAAAUUUAUCACCUUCAGUAUGUUAGUCUUUUGUAGUGUCUGGGUGUUGUUUCUUCCCACCUAUCUGAGCACCAAGGGGAAGUACAUGGUGGCAGUGGAGGUCUUCUCCAUUUUGGCUUCUGCAGCAGGAUUAUUGGGCUGCAUCUUCUUCCCCAAAUGCUACAUUGUUGUUCUGAGGCCUGAUUUGAACAGAAAAGAGCAUCUGAUAAAGAAACAAAAGUGA